Molecule: messenger RNA, 2967 nt
Organism: Rhodofomes roseus
Lineage: Eukaryota; Fungi; Basidiomycota; Agaricomycetes; Polyporales; Fomitopsidaceae
Exons: 3
Coding region: 288-2825 (845 amino acids)
Source: RefSeq, a predicted model, not a curated record
CGUCGACAGCGACUCAACCAUUUGAAGUUGAACCAACCCGCCGACGCCGGCGCCGGCGAUGACGCGCGCACAGGACGGCGGCUGACCGGCGGCGCGCGGUACAUAAGCUGGACUGGAUGGUCCGUGUUCUGCCCCGCCUCUUUGCCUCUUCCUUCCAUCCCCGCUGCUGUUUCUGACCCAGGUGGUCUUGCUCUCGUAUUGCUAUCGUACUUCUCCGCGACUGGAUCGCCUAUUAUCUCUCCGCACCUCACCCACUGCCUUGCACGCUCCGUUCCCAGUCCUUCACCAUGGUUGGCCUCCAGCGUCGCUUCACCCUUCUCGCUGCUCUCACCACCAUCGCUGCGGUCUCGGUCAUCCCGUCCACUGUUGAGUGCGCCGUAGUGCCCGCUGACUACAAGGAAGCCGAAGCAAGUGCGGGUGCCCCGGAAGUCCACCACUCGACUCGCAGUCAUUCCUUGACGCACACCGAGGCUGCCGACCCCACCCAGUCGACAAGUUCGGACCAUGUCAAGAGCGGGAAGUCACAGCGACAACAACAGCCAGUUCUCCCUCUGCCCAUUGGUCACUCGGGUGAGGGGAAGAAGUCUAAGGACGUCGUGAGCGACGUGGGGACUCACCACAAGGACAAGCGCGACGCAUGGGAUGAACCUGACUACACGCGCCGCCCAGAGCUCGCUUGGCUGGCGAGCCACGACGAUGCAGUGAAGCACGACAUGGACAUCAUGCACAUCCCCGGGAAGCGUCACGACCAUGACGAUCAUGACCGUCAUCACGACAAAGUCACCGUCAACGGAGACCACGACGACGUUCACAUGCAUAGCCGAAUGGUCAAUUCCCGCCUUCGUGCUCGUGAUCCGAACGAUAUUGCCCACAUCGAGGGCGGCGCAGGUCCCCACAUCCUCCCGGACGGCCUCGUUCGUCGCUCCCCGCAUGACCGCCAUCACAACAAGGUUGUCGUGGACGGCAACGACGACGACGACGACCGCGGUCAUGAACAUCCGUCUGUACACGUACGUCGUUCGCCACGGCAUCACGACCACGACCGUCACCGUCAUGACAAGGUCGUCGUUGAUGGAAGCAACGACAAUGUCCAUGUUUCCCGCUCGCCUCAUGACCACCACGAUCAUGACCGGAAGAAGGUCAUUGUUAAAGGCGACAAUGACAACGUUGACGUUCACCACCGGAGAGCUGACGUGGGACCCUCCGUCCAUGUCUCGGACAACAAUGGCUCUCCGUCCGUGACUGUGACUGCGUUUGUGCAACGCGAUGGACAACAGACGGUCGGUGUGCCAGGGUCAAUUGACAUCAUGAGCGAGGACCCUAGCUCAGAGAACGCCGUGAAGAUCGCCUCUUUGGUCCUGUCGGCGCCCUCCAACGGAACAUCUAGGGAAGAUAAUGCGACGAUGUCUACCUUCGUCCUGAACGCGUCUGGCGCCGACCAUACCCAGAUGUAUCUCGUGGCCAUCCCCGAUGCAGGCAACUCAACAUCCUCGGGGAACGCUGCGUCUUCUGGCAACUCAACAUCCUCUGGGCCAGCCCCCCUUAUGGUCGCUUUGCAGGUUCCCGUGUUCAAUGCGGCCAAUGCCACGAUGGACAACUGGUGUGCUACCUUCGACCCGAUGCCGUCCAAGCCAUCGCCGAUGUACGUCCAGGAGUGUAUGGCUAACGUCACCGCUGGUGGAGAGCAUAUGAGUCAAGUCUUUGCUUACGAACCGGCUUCUGGCGUCAUCCGGCCUAUGUGGUCUCUUGACGGCUCAGACUCGGACUCGGACAGCAGUGUCUAUGGAUCAGACAGCUCAAAUCCAACGUCGACAACAGUUGCUAGCGAGGCCUCUUCGACGACGACAGCGAACCCGACGUCGAGCACAGCUCCCACGGAGACGAACCUCGCGCAAGACAUCGUCAACCUCGAGGCAGACCGGACGGAAGCGACGACGCCGCCGUCGCGCGCCGCGUCCUCUGCGAAGAUCUUUGACACGAACUCGGCUGCUCAGCCGAGGAACGUCACGCUGGUGUUCACCCCUGCGGCGCCGAUGUUCGUCGCGCCGGUGGCGGGCCCUGUUAAGGCGGUCGUGCCAGCUUCGACUGGAGAUGACGAUGGCGGCGAUGGAACUGCUGACGAUGAUGGCGACGACGGCGGUGAUCAAGACUCUGGCGACGGCUCGGACGACGAUGGCUCGGACGGCGGUUCUGAUGACGAAGACUCUGGCGACGACUCUGGGCUGGACGCCUCUGCUUCCAUUGGGUUUGGUUCGUCUUCGGCUCUGAGCUCGACGGUUUCUGCUACUGCUACGAGCUCUGGCACGUCUUCCACUGCGACGACUGAUGCUUCGUCUUCCUCGGCUACUUCGUCGACGAGUGUCUUCUCUGAACCGGCGGCGAGGGUCGUGUCGACGUCCUCGGCUGCUCCUUCGUCAACGGCAACUUCGUCUUCGAGCGACACGGGCUCGACGAGCACGCCUACUGACUCGAUCGCCACAGACUCUGCGACGACUACUACUCAAGAUCCUAGUCUGGCUGUGGAGGUGUACGACCCGAGUGCGACGGAAUCUCCGAGUGCUUCGACGACGGACUCUAGCACGGCGACUGCCUCGGCGACAGACUCGUCUGACUCGACGGGGUCUACCUUAUCGGCUUCUAUCGUCGCUCGGUACAGGAUUCUUGAGGACUAUUCCAGCAUUGUGGUCUCAAACUCGACGUCGAGCACCAUGGGCACUGACUCGACGAGUACGACGAGCACGGUCAGUGCGGAGAUGACUGGCUUUGCGGGGAGGCUCCGGGAGGGAACUGCGAUCCCCGGCAACAAGGGUUGGGUUCAGGUUUGAGGGGGAGGUUGUAGGAGAGAAUGUUUCUGGUUACGGGCACAUUCCUACCAUUAGAGUUCGACGACAUAAGCACACAUUAGUACCCUACCGUCGUUGGCGAUAAUUCUGCAAUAUAAUCUGUUUAAUGGGCUUGUACUUGCCU